Molecule: messenger RNA, 701 nt
Organism: Drosophila subobscura
Lineage: Eukaryota; Metazoa; Arthropoda; Insecta; Diptera; Drosophilidae
Gene: RpS19a
Product: 40S ribosomal protein S19a
Exons: 3
Coding region: 98-568 (156 amino acids)
Biological process (GO): translation; ribosomal small subunit assembly
Cellular component (GO): ribosome; cytosolic small ribosomal subunit
Molecular function (GO): structural constituent of ribosome; RNA binding
Source: RefSeq, a predicted model, not a curated record
UAAGGGUCAUGCAGUAUAUUUUAUCGAUAGACCCGCUGUCGACUGCAGCCAACUUCACGCGUCUUGUUCUUUUUUCCGGUUGACUUUAACAAGAAAGAUGCCAGGUGUCACAGUGAAGGAUAUUGACCAGCAUGCCGUUACCAAGGCGGUUGCCGUCUUCCUCAAGAAGACUGGCAAAUUGAAGGUGCCCGACCAGAUGGACAUCAUCAAGACGGCCAAGUUCAAGGAGCUGGCCCCUUACGAUCCCGACUGGUUCUAUGUGCGUUGCGCCUCUAUUCUGCGUCAUCUGUAUCACCGCAGUCCCGCUGGUGUUGGCUCCAUCACCAAGAUCUAUGGUGGUCGCAAGCGCAAUGGUGUCCACCCCUCGCAUUUCUGCCGCGCCGCUGACGGUGCUGCCCGCAAGGCUCUCCAGGCCCUCGAGCACGCCCGCCUGGUCGAGAAGCACCCAGAGGGUGGCCGCAAGCUCAGCUCCAUCGGACAGCGUGAUUUGGAUCGCAUUGCAAACCAGAUUGUGGCCAAGCAGCGUGAUGCCGCCAAGCAAACGGGUCCCCUUGUCAUUUCCAAGUAAACUCGGACCGCUGGAUCGCCCAUCUAAGCGAAGUCUAAAACCUUUUUAAGCUUAUAAUUUAAGCGUUUCUCGUUUGAGGCGCGUUCUCAGAAAUGGGAGGAUUAAAAUGAAACCAUAACAAGCGAUAAUACGA